CGUUUGAAUAUAACAAAUGCGCUCGUCGUCGCGAUUGUUAAACGUGAUAGUGCGUCGCGAGGUUUCCGUCUACUCGUCUCCGUUUGCGGUGUUUUGCAUUUACGUUUGCGCCUGCCGUAUUAUUUUGUUGUAUAUACCCGUAUUCAACAAGUGUUUGAAGUUAUAAAAAAUUAAUUUCAAAACGUUUUAUGAAUUUCAUAUAAAACUUCAUUGAUAAUUACGAAAAGAGUGGAAUUUUUAAAGUUGUAAUGUUUCUCUGUGAGCUGUGGACAAAUGAUACGCCAUAAAGUUCAUGAAAUAACCACAAAUUUAGAAGUGUUUUGUAUGUGAAUUAUGUUUGAAUGAAAAUGAAAUAUUUAUUUAUUACACUUAACUAUUAAUUUCUUAAAGGAAAGAAAAAAACAAGUUAUUUUAUUAAAUCAAACAAUUUUGCGGAACCGGAAAGUAUUCUUCAACACAGCAAUGGCAUUUGCGCUAAAACACACGCACAUACACACAUAUUAGCAGGCAUAACAGUAGGCCUGUGUAUGUGAUAAAGGAAAGGAAACGGAGUAGAAGAAAAGAACGAUAACGGAGACGUCCAUUUAAGAUCUUAAAGUCGCCUUUUACAUAUGCAUGGCAAGAAGUGAACGCCCCUAAAUAAUUUUUAAAUGCAAACCGUAAAGCGUGCGACAAAGAACAAAGAACUAAGCAACAGAAUAAAACAAAGAAUAAACGAAUUAAAGUGAAUUAUCAACCAGGCGGCAGUAAUUUGAAACAAAUACAAAUAACAAAGCAAAAGUCACAACUACUCUAACGGUACACAAAAAAUUAUAACAUUUUAUCGAAACUUAAUAAAUUUUACAACUCGCGUAAUAUAUGAAUAACCCUAAGGACAUACAUACCGACAUAUGUAGUUAGCAAUCGAAUGAAUUAUACAAGCGAACAGUUGUUUUUGUUAAUUUUAAUUUAAUUCAAUUAUAAUUUUUUUUUACUCUUAAAUUGAAUUUCAAUAAAAUAAGAGAAAGUACGAAAAAAACUCGAAAAAUAAUAGAAAAAAAUAUAUUUUAAUAAAAACUUGCGAACUUUUGAAAUAAAAAUCCCUUCACUCGGUUAGUGUUAGUUAAUUGUUAGUGAAAAUCAUAUCUUUUUGAAAAUCUCCAAAAAUGGCAAUGCUCGAGGCCCGGCCUUAUCGGCCAUUUAAAUCGAGCGAGGAAUAUUUGGAAGCAAUGAAGGAGGACUUGGCCGAAUGGUUGAGCACACUCUAUCCCGAUUUAAAUAUAAAAGCGGAAAAUUUCAUGGAUCGUUUGGAUACCGGAGUCGCACUAUGCAAGCAUGCGAACUAUGUACGUCAAGCAGCUGAGGAUUACUUGGCUCGCCGUCAGGCCCGCAACAAAUCGAUGACGCGCUCAAUGACUUCCGGCUCGGCUGGUCCCAUUCUAGCUAUGGGUAAUGUACACUAUUUGCCAGCAGCCAAAAGCGGUACAUUCUUUGCACGCGAUAAUGUAUCCAAUUUUAUAACCUGGUGCAGGAAAAGCCUUAAGAUAAUCGAGUGCCUAUUAUUCGAAACCGAUGAUUUAAUUAUGCGAAAAAACGAGAAACAUGUGAUCCUCUGUCUACUAGAGGUGGCGCGUCGUGGCGCAAAGUUUGGUAUGCUCGCGCCCAUGUUGGUACAGAUGGAGCGUCAAAUCGAUCGAGAAAUCGCCGCCGACAACAAAGCAAAUGGAAUAGGGUGUGGCACACAAACAGACAAUGCCGAUGCGACUGGCACACAAACUGAGAUCGGCAUCAAUACCGAUAAUGUCGCCACCGAGACCGAUAUGUUCGACGACAGCGAUUCAGAGAAUGAGGACGACGAUGAUAAUAGUAGCCCAAUGUUGAUGUAUGGACCACAACCGCAAAUUAUCACAAACGAUUUGAAGAGUUUGGAUGAGAUGGUCAGAGAUUUGGUUGAGAAAUGUACAUGUCCUUCACAAUUCCCGAUGGUACGCGUCUCAGAGGGCAAAUACCGAAUCGGUGAUACGAAAGUGUUAAUAUUUGUGCGGAUUCUACGCUCUCAUGUUAUGGUACGCGUCGGCGGCGGUUGGGACACUCUAUCCCACUAUUUGGACAAACAUGACCCUUGCCGUUGUAAAGCGCAACAUCGUUCAUCUGUAGCCGCGCGCCUUGUUCCACGCACUACAAAUCAAACAAACGGCGGCAUUGAGUUGCAUAAGGCUCAAGUUAUCUACGAACGCUCACCCCCCUCAACACGCAAACUCAUUUCUAACUUCAAUAGUCAGGCCGCCGCCGCUGCUGCCGCCAAUACAUCACUCCAAUCACCGCCCAUCACCAACAACAAUUCAUACAAUUUGUCCCCAAAUUACGGCAAUAACAACAAACAGAGUAGCCGCAGUCCAACACCACAACGCAAAUUUAUGAACAAUCACCACAAUCACGCCUUAAAUACAACAGAUAGCCCAAAUGGCGAAAAAUCACACACCACAAAUGGCACAACUGGCUGCGGAACUUUGCUGACCUCACCAAACUUGGCGGCCCGUCGUUCAAUGUCCCCGAGUCCACGUCGUUUGAUUGAUAUACGUAAGAAACAGAGCUCAUUAGACUCGAGUAACGGCAGUGGACCGAAAUCCUUGCCAAUAUGCACUGAAGGCGUUAACACUAAUAAUCACAUACACUUCGACGGCGUAUCCUAUAAUGUAGCCGGACAAGCUGAGAACGGCACCGCCACACAAACUGGCAACGGGCAUGCGGAAGGCAAUGCAAAUGGCACAAGCAAUAAAUUCGAGAAUAUCAGCGAUAACGGUAGUGAGAUCAGCGAUGAGGGUUACCGCAGUUUGGGUGUAAUACAAUCGAAUGCGCAGAAACGCGAGUCACUGCAUAGCCAAGCAUCGGUAGAGGACGCAGAUAGUAAUGCGCGUCUAGAUCAGACUUCUAGUGAUUCACAGCUCUCACCUGUCGAGGACUUGACCAUAUCAAAUAAAGCCGCCGAUCUUUUGGCCACAGAUUUUAACAGCACUCCCAUUGAGCUGCACUUGGAUGCGGGUCCACAAUCUCUGCCCGCUGUACUCACAACGCCACCACAGAAUUCUGAGGACAAUAAUCUGUCGGACAAUUUCGAACGUUCUGGCAUUUUUAUAACCGAUGAUGAAAUUACCGUAGACGUGGCAAGUGCCACAGGUUUGCGCAAAACAGGUUUCGCCAAUAAAAUUUUUGGUGGUGAAGAUGUAACUGAUGGCAGCACCGUUGCUACACCUCUGAAAGCUACCAAGGAGAAUGCAGAGAAAAGUAGCAAAAUACCGCGCUCACCCUUAGCUCAACGCCGACGUAGUCUCGACAAUAGCAACUGUAGUAGCGCCAGCAUGCAAGACCUUUCCACACGCACCGGCUUGCCAGUAUUCAACCGCAAACAGCCCGUUUAUCGAUCGGUGCGUCGUCCCGUUGCCGAAAUGAAUCGACAUAGCGACAGCGCUACCGCGCGAAAAUCAGCAACACCGCCGGUGCGUGAGGUGACUAACACUUGGAGUGGACGCGCGGCUGGAGGGAAAAAGCGCCCGACCCUCAAUGCAGACACAUUUAACGCAGCGCAUAGUGGCGCUACACCAACCGGUAAUUUGGCCUUCGAACGCAAUACACGUACACGCUCCUCACAAAUUCUGUACGAUAGUAAUGGCAGACGCGUACGCGGUUGCACUGCCUCACUCACCACAUCGCCCGUAAAGAAUUACACAACUUCACCGUUGGCGCAACAACUGUUGGAGGCGGCCAGCAGCGCUAAAAAUGAUGCGCAAAUUUUAGAAAAAAUGAAAGUAUUACUCUCACGCUAUUCCACCAACAACAGCGGCAGCGGUGGUGGUCAAAAUGGCAGAACCUCAACUGGCACUGGCAAUAUUAACAAUAAGAAACCCGUCUAUGAGGACUUCACCUCGGCCUGGGUGCAUAACAAUGGUAAUCUGGAGCGUUCCAAUAGUUGCUCGCCACCCACUAAAACUCUCUCGAAACGCAGCUCGGCUGCUUCAUCGACGGAGAGCACACAGUCACGUGAAGUGGCCUCGGUGAUUGUGUCGCCGCGCCGCGAUCGUGGGCUAUCCAAAAUUCCAGCACCAACCCGGCAACAUACCGAGCUUUACUAACACAGAUUGAUGCAAGUGCCCGUUAGUAGGGUGCGCCUACAGCAAAAGGCAAUAAUGUUGCAGCAACAAAAGAAAAGACAAAUGUAGAAGAGGAAGGGAGGAACGGGAUGAAAGCUGAGGAAGUUGUGUAGUUAGACAAAGAACUAAAAUGGAAAGUCCAUACAUACAUAUACACACUCGCAGAGAAAACGCUUGGUAUAUCCAUUCAAGCAAGAACUUUGUACACAUGUUUGUAUGUAUGUAUGUAGUUAGUUAGUUUUUAAGAACGCAGUAAGAAAAAAUAUAUUGUUGAUUUUUUGAGGUUAUGUUAUCCAAAAAAAAAAAGAAAUUUAAUUAUACCUUUUAUACGAAUACUAAUUUUUAUAUGUGAAUAAUUUAUGUAACGAAACAAAAUAGCAAUACAAUACAGUCAACACCAUGACAAUGUGAACAGAUUUCCGUUACAAUUUUUACGAACUUUGAAUUUUACUUUGAAGAAAAACUCUUGAAACAGUUUAAUUUCAUUUUUGCUUUGUAAGAUUUUAUUAAUGAUUUCAUAUUGUUGUUGUAUUUAUAAAGAAAUAUAUAAAUAUUUCAAAGCAUUACUGGUAGUAGUAAUCUGUGUGUACUGAAUGUUUGUACAAUAUGUAUGUAUGUUUACUGUGGGCCAAGCUUCCCUACUCAUAUUAUUAAAAUGAGACAAACAUAUUUUUAUAAAUAUACAAAAUAAACU
Molecule: messenger RNA, 4821 nt
Organism: Ceratitis capitata (Mediterranean fruit fly)
Lineage: Eukaryota; Metazoa; Arthropoda; Insecta; Diptera; Tephritidae
Gene: pigs
Product: GAS2-like protein pickled eggs
Exons: 10
Coding region: 1146-4109 (987 amino acids)
Biological process (GO): actin crosslink formation; protein localization to microtubule plus-end; microtubule bundle formation
Cellular component (GO): stress fiber; actin filament; microtubule plus-end
Molecular function (GO): actin filament binding; cytoskeletal adaptor activity; microtubule binding
Source: RefSeq, a predicted model, not a curated record